This is a messenger RNA of Pocillopora verrucosa, 2445 nucleotides long. NCBI's taxonomy places the organism in Eukaryota, Metazoa, Cnidaria, Anthozoa, Scleractinia, Pocilloporidae. The record is from RefSeq and is a predicted model, not a curated record.
UGAUCGUCGUUACAUCAAAACGAUUGUAUUUCCACUCACAAUGGAGCCAACUUCUGUUGACAGUAAUAUGGAAAGUGCUAUGAUUUCACCUUACUCUGCAAAACGGCCAAGGAAAGAUCCUAAAGUAACAACAGGAAAGAGUGUUGUGGUUCUAAGAACCAGUGAUGUUCGAGUUAGGAGUGAUUUUGUGUUUAUGCCAAACACUAUCGAAAUGGCUCAGCUCAAGAAGCAAAGUAGAGGACAAUUUAAAACAAAUGUACAGAUUUCUUCACAGAUGACAAAAACUGAUGUAGAACACACAUUGAUAGACAACUUUCCAAUUUUGAGGGACAAAAGGUUUUUCUGUGCUUCGGUAGUUGACAAUCGGACAAGAUUAGAAUUUCAUGGUGAACGGCGCAUUUGGGAUGGACACCAAAUCAAGAAAGUCAUAAAAGGAAACUCAGCUCUCUAUAUCUUUGUAGAAGAGGAAGGGGAUUUUGGAGAAUCAGAGGUGGUGGAAGAUUCAGGAUAUGAAUCUACCAUUAGUGCCAUUAGAGAGCAGUUAGGAAUAAAACGUUCAUUUGACCAGAUUGCAAGAGAGAUGACAAGCAGUGAGAGCCCAGUGCAAACAUCACUAUCAUCAAUAAAUGAACCUGCUCAACAGCUUCCUGGUGUAAUUUCUACACCUGAUGGUCCAUCCGAAAACAUUACAUAUCAUUCAAAUUUGGUAUCAGGGCAGGCUGAAAAAAGUGCUGAGAAAAGUGAGGUUGAGUUAUCAAAUGAAAGACCACUCAUGAAUAUACAGCAAGAAAUUGUGGCGCCAAGUAAUACAAUAUUAUUGCUGCAUAAUCCAUUACAACAGCCUCUUCAAAUGGGAGGAAUUCCAUUUUUUGUGUUUCCUACUGCUGGAGGGAUUCCUGUUGCUCCAGCACCAACAGCUGGAAAUAAUGCCCUAAACACAGUACCUGCUCAACAAAGCUUGGAGAUGCCAAUUUUGCCUACCUCUAACAAUCCAGGGUUGCAAACAGCACCACAAGCUUCAGGACUUACCCCUCAGUUACAGAGCUUACGUAUUUCAAGUGCAUCUUCUCAGCAACCACAGAACAUAGUUACUUCAGAGGCAUCAGUUUUAGGAAGUUCUGAGGCCCUAACAACUGUGGACACCACUGAAAUAUCGCAGCAGUUGUCUUUGACAGGGGCAGAAGGUGACAGAACUGAUUUAGAAGGGGGUCAGCAGGAAACAGAAAACCUCAAAUCUCCUGAUCAGGAAGAGCCUAAUGUUGAGAAAACGGACUCUUCGCAAGUUCCAGAGAAAGAGUCAGCAGAAGCAAUUGCUGUGGCUGGAGACCAAGAAAGUAGUGGACUUGCCACUCUUCAAAUUUCUGAUAUUGAGCCACUGUUAUCGGAAGAUUCAGGAUUUGGAACAUUUGAAAAGUCUGAAGAAAACAUUCUUCAGGACAUACAUAUAGCUCCAGCUGGUGCAGCCACGAGAGGGGACACUUAUGCUAAAAAUGUGAUGUUGUUGAAGAAUGAGGACUUAGCACAAAGGGAUGGUAAUAUACUUAUGCCAACCACUAUUGAGAUGGCAAGAAUGAGAAAGACUGGACAGUAUAAAAAACAGGUCCAAUUCUCCAAAAGCAUGUCAGAAGAUGCAGUGAGGAAAAAAAUUCAAGAAACAUUUCCUGCCUUUGACUUAAGUGUAAGGUUUUCUUGCGCAUCAAUCAGUAACACGGAUAGUACUCUUCAAUUUCAUGGGGAUCCUCGUGUAUGGGAUGGAAAAACAAUAAGAAGAAUCCUAAAGGGAAAUUCAGCCCUUUACAUUGUUAUGGAGGAGAUUCAGGUACAUCGAAGGACAGUAAUAAACGGACUCGAUAUGCUUAUGAAGGUCGCCUUAGCUGUAAAGCCACUGUCGUUAGAGGAUUCAUCUGGAAAGUCCGAAGAUAUUUUGGAAAUCUUUCCUAAUAGAGGGCCCAUUGAGGGUGGAUCGCCAUUUAUCCUAGUUUUUGCGCAGGGUCUUCCACCGGAAGUAAAUUCUGCCAGGGCAGAUUUUGGAAAGAAGACUGUUGCUAACUUGAAAAGAACUAAUGCUUUUAAUUUGAGCGGUAAAAUUCCGGCAUCUGAUAAGCCUGGCAAAGUAACUGUUACAGUGUAUUCUUCGACUGGAGGAAUUCUUGGAAAGACUGAUUUCGACUAUUACGAUCAAGAUAAGGAAACACUGUUACGACUGGUUAAAGAUCCAAAAUUGCAAAGUGAGUUUUUCUGCCAUUGGGCUGAUUUUAUGGUUAGUAAAAAGAAGAGAGGUGAAGGAAAAGAUUUACCGCAACCUUUGGCAGGUACGUUCUUGCAACUAUUUUGAACACUUUGAGAUCGCGAGUACACUCUUGAGCUCUAAGGUUUUUUUUCUUUUCCUAAACAUGACGAGUGUAAAAAGCAGUCUGACCUCCUCGUAACGGCCAUCUAAGGGGC